Messenger RNA from Cercocebus atys (sooty mangabey), 9127 nucleotides. It is a transcript of the gene KLF3, whose product is annotated as Kruppel-like factor 3 (basic). Gene Ontology annotation, molecular function: DNA-binding transcription factor activity, RNA polymerase II-specific; RNA polymerase II cis-regulatory region sequence-specific DNA binding. The transcript has 6 exons. The record is from RefSeq and is a predicted model, not a curated record. The coding region runs from base 4330 to 5367 and encodes 345 amino acids. Lineage: Eukaryota; Metazoa; Chordata; Mammalia; Primates; Cercopithecidae. Gene Ontology annotation, biological process: regulation of transcription by RNA polymerase II.
UCUCAAAAAAAAAAAAAAAAAGAAAAGGUGUCCUCUUAACUGGCCCUGUCCUAAUUCUGUAAUGUGACCAUAUUCAAUGGAACAGUAAGAGAAAAAAAAAAUGAUCUGUGCAUUUUGUAUCCGUUGGUCAGAGGGGUUGUAGUAAAGUUCUUUCUUUAGCAAAACAGAUUUCUGGAGGUUUUGAAAGUCACUCUAUUGUGUCAGCAGGCUGAAUUCAUUAUAAUUUCUCCAUCUAAUUAUUUAGAAGGGCUGGAGACAGAAGAGAGCGAGUUAAGUGGCCCUCUAGCCCAUGCAUUUCAUGUAACCCCUGGUUCUGGCUCUUACCCUGCUUCCUGUAAGGGGGCGCUCCCUGAGGCAGGCCCUUUGCAGGAGGACCCAGAAUUGCCCUGCUUAGUCUGGGACAUCCUCAAGAUGGUUGCCAGUCUCUGGAAGGCUUGUGGAUCCUGCCAGGGAUGGCCCAGAGCUAGUCUCAACCCAAAUCAGUGGAGUUUGGCCAAAUCUGGACAUAAGAGAUCAAAUGGAUAUUGAGGUCAGUGGAUUCUACUCUGGAGAGCGCCCUGCGAAUCAAGUGUGGGCUUUUUUCUCCUUUGGCCUAUAUGCUGUUCUUUCUGCUACCACUGUCGUUGAAGUGUAAUCACUGAAAUCUACUUCUUUAUCUGUUCCUGUACUUUGCACCCCUGGUACCUUCCAAAGCUUCACACUCCAAAGCCUCUUUCAUUUGUAAGAUCAAGUUCUUGUUCCACUGAGUUUGCAAACCAGGGAGUUUUUCUCUCCCAGGCUCCCAAAGUUUUCACGUUUACUUUGCAUUUUAGAAGAUGAAGUUUCAGGCUGGCUUCACCAGCCGCUGGACAGAGUUUCCAUGUAGGACACCUGGUGUACCAUCAUUCCAGGGCCGUUGCCCUUAGUUUAUCCUAGCAUGUGAGAAGUGUAGUUUGACAUCCAUUCAUUUAUUCAUCUCACAAGUAUUUAUUGAGUACCUACUUAUUAGAGCUAAUCUCAAAUUCUGUGCAAUCAUUACUCUGAGUUAUGCCAUAGGAUGGAGUAGAUCUGCAGUGAUCUAACCUGAAAAGGCAUUUUGAAAUCUUAAUUGCCUGCUGGAACCUCCCCCUGGCACUGCUUCCCAUGGGCCAGUGUGACUGUGCACACCCACACCCUCCCUACUGGGGAGUGACCCCAGCAUUAGGCGAUUUUACCUAAAAGCCAGUCCCACAGCACAGGCUCUGAAGCAGAACAGAAAGUGCCCGGGUCUGCAGGCAGACACACUUCUGUUCCUGGCUGCAGCUCCAACCAGCUCUGUGAAAUUGGGCGAGUCAUUUCACCUCUGUUCCUCCAUUUCCUCAUUUCUAAAAUGGGAUGAGGACCUGACCCUUCCACCUUUGUACAGUUAUUAUGAGGAUUUCCGUAUUUACUUGGGUCAAGCUGCCAAUUUUUCUCAGCAGUUAUAUCGACAAUGCAGGUGCACUGGCCAGGAAGAAUAAUCGCCUAAUUUGGGGCCUUCAGAAUGUGUCUUUUGAUCUUGCAUCCAAGUGUGCAUACUGAGACAGGGUGGGCAGCAGGAGCCAGUUGGAAGGGGUGGAAACUCACUAAUGUGAAAAGACCGUCCCCACGUUCUAUCUUCUCUGGGGACCAACCUGUUCACAGAAAUCACUAUCCCGUACUUACUGUUAGUGGUGUAAUGUUGUCCUCUGCCUGGAGAGGUGGAAGAGUGGUGUGCCAAGGCCACCAGUCUUAAGUCAGACUACCUUGGGUUCAAGUCCUGGCUCUACAAGUUGGCAGCUGUGUGAUGUUAGGCAGGUUACUUGACCUCUCUGUUUCAGUGUUCUUUUCAGUAAAAUGGGAAGAUAGUAACCACCUCAUUGACAUUAAACAGCACCUGGUGAUUACCAAGCAUGAAGGUGGUGGUGAUUGGCAGGAAACCUGUGACAUCACUUAGCCCCUUGCCUUCCUUGAUCCCUUUUCAAAAACCUAUGUUUGCACACACUCCUUCCCCCUGCAGUUCCCUCCCACCUGCCUCCUCUCCUCCCUUUCUCGCUUUCUUUUUUCUAUUUUAAAAUAUUUUAAAAUACAGUAGAGACCUCGACACUAGACUUGUUUAGAAGACCUCACGGAGUGGAUAAUGAAUUCUCUGAAGAUGGUACUGGUAAGGUCUCUGGAGUACACAUGAUGGGCCAGGCUAAGGUUAGGGGCAAUAACUUUUUCUUAGGAAGUUUGGUUUACUAGGUCUCCCUUAGAGUUGGGCCCUUCACCCCUAUUACUUGUUUAAGGGAGGUUUCAAGUGCAUUCAGAGGGAAAGGGAGAUGAUUGUGGAACUCCUACUAUGAGCUAAGUGCUCUUAUGUUAGCUCCUUAGGCUUGACAUAAAAACUUCAUUCAGGGAACAAGCCCAGUCUCCUGUGGGGAGUGGGGAGGGAGCCCUCUCAGGAAGGCUGAGGCCUGCCUGUCUGCCCUUCCCAGUACUGCUGGCAGCGUUGUGGGACGCACCACUGGGAAAGCUAAAAGGCCUAGCCUAUCUAGGUAAGAAGAGGAGGAGGAGGAGGAGGCCUUGGAUCCCCCAGGGAGCAAUCAGCUGGCUGCAGAGUGGGGAGGGCCUUGAGCUGGUCUUUGAAGAAUUAGGAGGAUUUAGAUAAGCCGGAAGGGGAGGGGGCAUUCCACGCUGGUUGCCCAGCAUCGGGGCCAAAACUGAACAAAGGCCUGGGGGUGGGCAGGGCAGCCGGCAUGAAGGGCACUUGUUGGAGCAGGGGGCAGCUGGUGGGGAACGGGGUGCCAAGCAUGGGUGCCUGAGCCCACUGUCAGUCCCGGGGAGAGCGCGGGAGGGAAGUUUGUGAGCUGGGGAAGGACGGGAUGAGACGAGAUCUGUGAAAAAGGCGAGUGGCAAGGGGCGAGGGCUGGACUGGAGAGGCUGAGGGAGACCAGUGGCGGAAAAGCUGCAGCAACGCAGGUGGGAGGUGCUGAGGGCCUGGCCCCCAAGGCAGGAGGGGAGAGCAAAGGAGGUGAGGAAGGCUUCAGAGAUGGCCUCUAGGUUUCCAUGGUGAAGGACCAGAAAAUAAGGCCAAUGGGAGGCGGGGAGGGGGCAGCCUUAGAGGCAGGAACAAGGAGGAGUAGGGUUGGUUUGGGCCACGUUGAUAGCAGUGGUUCAAAAUGCUUUUCUUUUCUGCUUAUUUUUAAAGGGAGAGGGCAGGCUUCACUCAUGGUUUUGUAUUCAAAGUUUCAGUGGCUCCCCGGGAGGAACUUCAGUGGAGAAUCCUCAGGAGCGGAGGGAAUGAUCACAGCCCCACAGUUCCUUCUGGUUAUUUUUAAGGUUCUAACCAUCCCUGUUCAGGCCGGAAUUUCCAGGAACUGGCUGCUGCCCAGAGCCAACUGCUCCCUCCCAGCCUCCCACUCCCUGCAGGGUGGGGCCCCAUGGGUGGAGGCUCCUUAGGGUGGAGUUGGGUGGGUCUCCAGUGAUAGGGAGGGCACUGAGCAGAGGCAGAUGAGAGGCAGCGUGGCCUCACGCAGCCCUUCUGGAUUUGAUUAUAUAACACUUCACAGAAGAGAACUGUGAGGGCUUAGGCGAGGCCUUGUGAGAUAUGUACACAGCAGGAUUAGACAUUACGGGUAUUUUUCAAUUUAUCUUGGGUUGCUUGCCCUUAAAACUAAAACACAAAAUUGUCAGAGAGCAUAAACAGGCAUGUAACCCUAGUAGGAAAAUUAUUCGAAUUUGCUGCAGUUUCUCUAAGAAGGGUGUGGAAUGCCACUAGCCAGAUGGCCUUGAACUCCCGAGGGUAGCAUGGGUGUGGGUGUCCCCACCCCCAGCCCUGCUUUGCUGGGCCUCAGUUUGGAAACUUGGUCAGGCUUUUGCUUGGUUGUUACCUUUGCACCUGUCCUUAUUGACAUGCAAAAUCAAUUGCUUCACUUGGUCUUUCCGCAGUACAGGGUGUGGGCAGAAUCUUAUCUGAAGCCAUGUCCUGUUUGGACAAGUUGGACUUGCCUUGGCAACUCUCCAUAGGGUGGAGCAGAUGGGUGGAGGCAGGAAAGUAAAAUUGGGUGGCUUGUUAGCAGAGAGACGAGAGAGGGUGGGUUGUUUGCUCACUGGAUCAUUGUAUUUCAUCUGAAACGAAAUAAUUAACUUCUUUGCCGUUUACAAUACACAUUAAUGCAAAAUAAUUCAUGAGGGGCAAAGAUUUAGAAACAACCCGUGGACUUUUUCUCCUUUUCAAACCAGCCAUAGAAGAGUAAGACAGGUGAAAAUCGCGGAGUGGCAUGAACAUUUCCAAGAAUGUCCGGGUAGGAAUUUCCAGGCAGGAAUUUCCAGGCCGAACACCAGAGCACCCUAGAAGGUUUAACUAAAAGAAUGCUCAUGUUUGACCCAGUUCCUGUCAAGCAAGAGGCCAUGGACCCUGUCUCAGUGUCAUACCCAUCUAAUUACAUGGAAUCCAUGAAGCCCAACAAAUAUGGGGUCAUCUACUCCACACCAUUGCCCGAGAAGUUCUUUCAGACCCCAGAAGGCCUGUCACAUGGCAUACAGAUGGAGCCAGUGGACCUCACGGUGAACAAGCGGAGUUCACCCCCUUCGGCUGGGAAUUCGCCCUCCUCUCUGAAGUUCCCGUCCUCACACCGGAGAGCCUCGCCUGGGUUGAGCAUGCCAUCUUCCAGCCCACCGAUAAAAAAAUACUCACCCCCUUCUCCAGGCGUGCAGCCCUUUGGCGUGCCACUGUCCAUGCCACCAGUGAUGGCAGCUGCUCUCUCACGGCACGGAAUACGGAGCCCGGGGAUCCUGCCCGUCAUCCAGCCGGUGGUGGUGCAGCCCGUCCCCUUUAUGUACACGAGUCACCUCCAGCAGCCUCUCAUGGUCUCCUUGUCGGAGGAGAUGGAAAAUUCCAGUAGUAGCAUGCAAGUACCUGUAAUUGAAUCAUAUGAGAAGCCUAUAUCACAGAAAAAAAUUAAAAUAGAACCUGGGAUUGAACCACAGAGGACAGAUUAUUAUCCUGAAGAAAUGUCACCCCCCUUAAUGAACUCAGUGUCCCCCCCGCAAGCAUUGUUGCAAGAGAAUCACCCUUCGGUCAUCGUGCAGCCUGGGAAGAGACCUUUACCUGUGGAAUCCCCGGAUACUCAAAGGAAGCGGAGGAUACACAGAUGUGAUUAUGAUGGAUGCAACAAAGUGUACACUAAAAGCUCCCACUUGAAAGCACACAGAAGAACACACACAGGAGAAAAACCCUACAAAUGUACAUGGGAAGGAUGCACAUGGAAGUUUGCUCGGUCUGAUGAACUAACAAGACAUUUCCGAAAACAUACUGGAAUCAAACCUUUCCAGUGCCCGGACUGCGACCGUAGCUUCUCCCGUUCUGACCAUCUUGCCCUCCAUAGGAAACGCCACAUGCUAGUCUGAUCGCCUCUGUGUCCUGCCUCAGCGUGACUCCCCACUCACCUGGCUCUCUCUCUGUCCUGCCUCCCAUUAUCUAACACAUUUUUUACAUGUACAUUUUAAUUUGAUUCAGCUGGUCUGAAUCUCGGAAUUUAUAUCAUCCAAAACUUCCAUAUGGUCAGUAGUAGACGUUCUCUAAUCCUCCCUCUCCUUACCACGGGUCAGACCUAAAGAAUGUGAACACUUUUUUUUUUUUUUUUUUCCUCUGGGGAUGCUAAGCAAACCCUUCUUAUAGAUACGUUUAAUGUAAUAAGAACAAGGGAACAUGUAAACUAACAUAACCAAUUGUCAGUUCUCCAUGUAUUCCUCAAAAGAAUGUCAGAGUAAAUGUAUUAGAAAUACAGUAUCCAGACUGCUAGUCCUUGCCAGAGACAUUCUUACCUCUGCCCUGUGAUAAUAUUUUAUGCUUGACAGUGAAAACAAGGGUGGCCCCUUGCACCGGUUAGCUAGAAGUACAGCAAGAUUUCAAGCUAGUGCAGUCACCUCUUCCGUCAUCCUUCACAAAUCUUGUCAGCCUGGAUCUUAGACUUCAUCUGAAUCAAGUUCUUUGCCCUCCUUUGUGCCUGCAGCUCAUAUGGAGGUCUUUGCCACCAAUGGGAGAUGAGCCCAAACUUUGGAUCUAGGUGGGUGAUGUGUAGUGGUUCAAGGGAAGAGUGCUGUGCUUUCAUAGCAUGGAGUCGGAGGAGAGGGCCGUUGAGCAGUGGGGAGCAGAAGAGGCAAUUCCUCCUGGGCUAGGGGUUGUCAGUGAGGUGUGAACAUUUUGUUAGCUGUGUGCAGCAUUCCCAGAGCUUCAGUCUCUGUGCAUUCUCAGCUUUGCAGAACCAUGCUGCAAAGCCACAUACCGAUGGGGUUAUCCAUGCAACUAUCUCCAUUCCUACAAUGUCCUUAAUAUGAGAUCAUCAAACAUUGAUAGUAGGGACUCUGUGGAAUAUUUGCCCAGUAAUGGUAAGAAAUCUUUUGGGUAAGAGUAUGGAUGGUUCUUCUUUUACCCAAUCUGCUUAUAGCUUUUUUUGUAAACAGGGAAAUGUUGAGUGGUACUUGUAUUCCCUUAUCAAAUUAAUCACAUAGCUUUUAUACAGAAACUCUUCUGUGUGAGCUGUAAGGUGCCAAAUUUGCUGUCACUUGUAUUCAUGACACAUCCCAUAAAGCAUCUGCUAAUGCUUUAAGAGAUUGAUUCAAUUAAGACCUGAGUGACACUAUUUGUAAAUAUAACUAGUUGUGAAGCACACAUACCUUUAUUUUGGGAAUUUAUGAAAAAAUAUAGAAAACCACAGAUCAGGGAUUCAUAUAUGUAGCUCAAAAAUUCCCAAAAGUUUACUGUUAGAGCUGGCAGUUUCCUAUCACUGUUUCAGUGUCAGAACAAACUGAAAAUAAUGGCUCGUGUUUAUGUUGAAGAUAAAUAGCACCAUUAUUGGGGGAAGUUAUUCAAAAGCAGGCUUUUGAGCACCAUAGUCUAAAUGCCAAUAAAAAUAAUUCAUACAUAGAAAUGUCAUUGGUCCUAAAUUUGAAGAAAGUGAGCAACAAUAGUUAAAUGAACCAAAUUCCCCUUCAUCAAGAAUGGAGGAGAAGAGAGAAGAAUGAAAUCCUGAAGAUUCAUCCCAGCCACAACUCAGGAUCCAACACAACUUUAACUGGGAGGAAUACAUUGUUUGGUCAUUUUUAAAACAUCUGUGAAUGAGUGAUUCUGGAGGCCUGUGAAUUGUGUGGGGAGCUUGCUUUGAUGGCACUAUGUUAAUAAAAGUUGUAGGGACUGUGCACCUAAGGUUAAGAGGUCCCACUCAUCCGCCCUGUGAACCAGCUGUAAAGAAAUGUAGUUGAGAAAUGCAAAGAAAUGUGUUAUCUUGGCACUUGGGUUUGAUUUUCCUUUUUUUAUAGCACUGCAAAAUUUCUUUAGGAUAUUAAAACAUCCUAAUUGGGCUGUUUGUUUUGUUUUUCAGCUAAAGGUAAAAAUUUUUUUUUUUAGCUAAAGUUUUUCUUUUUUGCAACUAUGACAUAAAUUGAGUGAUAAAAUGGCUCUUUGAAAAGUAGAUAUAGUCUGUAUUGUAAAAGCUUAGUCAUAUUCAUGGCAAAGUGUUCAUUUCUUGAGAUGGUUCUUCCACAACACACAAGAAUCAAGAUGGAACGCAAGGAAAACCUUUUUGUUUUUGUUUUGACCGAGGUAACCAGUUUAUGUGUGUUCCAAUCCACAGAGAAGUGGGGAAAGGGUGAGAAAGGAUCAGAUUGAUCUGGGAUCAGCUUGGAGCCUGAGUUCAGCCUCAUGGGCAUCUCAUGGAAUUGAUGCAUUUGCUGUGGCAUAUUUAAAUUUUGUUCAAAAGAUUUUAAGCAAGACCUUGCAAAGACUCUUAAAUGUUACAGUUCAGCUUGCUUAGAUUGUGUUAACAGUUCAUUUAACAAAGAUCCAUUUUAACUCUGGAACAAAAGCAACCCAGAGCAUCCAUUCUCUAUUCCCAUGCUGGUCGAUAUGCUUUCAUUACCAAUUGGCCCUUACCAAACUUUUCUUAUAUAUAUAUUUGUAUUUUACUAUGAUAGUUGAGAAAUUUAGCCUCUUAGUCAUUUUUAGCUGUUAUUGUGGAAGACCUCAAAUACAAGAUUAGAUGCCCUUGAACAUGUUUUAAUGAUGUGUGUCAUGUUACUACCAAUGGCGAUUUCAGUCGCAAUAUUUUAAAUUGAUGAGAAUGAUUUGUAAACAUGAAGUUGCUAUUAUGUAAAUUCUGUUUGUUAUAGAGUUUCUUCAAUUGUUACCCAAGUGUCAUCCUAGAGAAGUCAGAAGAAUCAGAAUCCAUUGUAUUUUAGAGUUAUGUGAAUCUACAUCAUAAAUGGGCAUUAACAUUCUAAAUUGCUUGGUUUGGAGACUGUGUUAGCAGCAUAGCUAUAUUCAACUAGGGAGAUGCUAAAUACACAGAAGUUUCAAGAGCCUUGGAACAGAAUUACAGGGGAACUAUAUAUGUAUAUGUAUAUUUUAUUAAACACCCAUCUGCACUAUCAGUAUUGCACUAAUGUGGAAUUUGAAAGACUAUUUUGCUGAUACUGUAUAUCUGCGCAUCAUUCCUGAUUAGAUUGUUUUAAAGACAAUCUGAAAGAUCUAAGGUUUUAAAAUAAUUUGGUUUGAAAAUAUACAGUUGUCUUGAAGGAAUUGCUGUCAUACAUGAAGUUGCUCCAAGCUGUCUUUAUUCUCUUCUUGGUCAAGGUUAACAAUUGCUAAAUGAUCGCAAAUUCACCUAAACAAUACAUUUACAAAGCCAUCUUUACAUGCAUUAAACGAGGGCUACAACGAUAUUGUUUUACAAAUACUAGCACUUUUUUUCUGUUAUGUACUUAGUGUUAGAGGGUCAAAAUAAUCUUUCUGCUUAGCAUCUCUUAAACCAUACCUGCAAAUAUAGCAGGAUUAUUACAUUUACAGUACUUUAAUACUUGUAUAAACUAUGCAGAAAUUUUUAAUAAAGUGUAAUAUAUUUUAUAAGCUAAUAAGACUGAAUGGGUAAAGGUUUUUAGCAUGCAUUAGUAUACUUGCAGAUACUGAAACAUUUUGGUAAUCUUUCUUACUAAAGAUGUGAAUGUUUAAUGUACCUUCUCUGUUUCUACUCUGUAGUCCAAUGGGAAUUCAGUAAUGACAUUUUGUCAUGUCAAACUGUGAACAUAAAUUUGUACUGUACAGUCCUCAUAUACUAUAUACAGUAUGCAAUAUAUAUUAUAUACUUGUUAAUAAAACCAUCAGAAUAUUAAA